Xenia sp. Carnegie-2017 is the source of this 2019-nucleotide messenger RNA. RefSeq lists its product as uncharacterized. The record is from RefSeq and is a predicted model, not a curated record. The transcript has 18 exons. The coding region runs from base 87 to 1688 and encodes 533 amino acids. NCBI's taxonomy places the organism in Eukaryota, Metazoa, Cnidaria, Anthozoa, Malacalcyonacea, Xeniidae.
AUUAAUAAAUAUUGACUAGAUUUGAGUCAAUACUAAAUAAUUAGGAAUGUUGUAUUGUUUUAUCAAUAAAUAGAGAAUCAUCUAUAAUGUCAAAGCAAAGGAAAUUUUUCAAGCUUCUUGCUGAAGAAAUCAAUAAUGAAUUGGAAGUGUUUACUUUAGAGAGCUUGAAGUGUCAUUUGAAUGAAGCAAUUUCUGUUUUACCAGGCAUACAAAUGAAAGAAUCUCUAUUACAACCUAGUGAUGAAAAUAUUUAUUAUUUGUGGAAUCUUCUCAAACCUGAAAGAAAAUGCUCCACUGGGAUUGAUUUUGUUUUCUUUAAUGAAACUGAAGAAGAAAGAUCAGUGAACAAGAUCUUAAGACUUCAAUCAUUUGAAGAAAAAAAAUCUUACUUGCAUCAAAUGGCUUUGGCUUGCCCUUCUGGAAAAGUGUUUAAAUCCCUAUUUCAAGUUUUGAAUGAAGAAGCCAAUUCAAAUGAAGUAAAUGUGUUAUAUACUGCUAUGAAACUCUUUGGCUCUUUAAAUAUUGGCUCUCUUGAUUUAAAGGUUUUCAGUGAAAUAAUAGGGAUUUUUCUGAGUGAAAUGGACAUCAUCUAUAGUACAUACAAGAAAAAUAACGCUACAAAUGAAUGUUGGUCUAGAUUUAAAGAUGUUAUUCAACAUUUUUUACUACAUUGUCAUGUAAAACAAAAAGUGCACAAAGAUGUCUUCCAUGAGGUUGAUUUAAAGUCAUAUUAUGAUUCUCUGGCCUCAGUCACAGCUUUGUAUGUUGAUGUUUUACUGAUUGUUGAUGGAAAAAAUCCACAAAUAAAUGACAUUAUUUCUAAUAUGACUGUAUCAUUGUUGGGCGAAUCCCUCAGUCAUAUUUUGGACGUAUUCAAUCAAACAUUUACUUUGGAUAGGUCAACAAUGCAAAACAUUUUUCCUGUUUUGAGAAAGAUGUUAAAUAUGACGCUGGAUUUUGUACGGAACAAUAUAAACAACUAUAUCAAAUUUGUUUGUCUUGCUUGGAAAAUUUCUCAUGUUCACCAUAAAGGAUUGUAUCUUAUUGAUGAUAUUUUGUCGUCUCUACUACCACCUGAAGACUUUCUUUCAUAUUUAUCUAGUGUCAACAUAAACUUGGUUCAAGACUUAAGGAUAUCUGGCUUGUCCGGAUCAAAAAUCACAAAGAAAAUAUUAGAAUGUGAAAGUGAAGAAAGAAUUGAGAACCUUUUGGAUAUAGUUACGUAUCAAGAUGAACACAUAAUUGACACUUCAACAAAGAAAAGAAAAUCUGAUCAUGGAAAUGACAAUGAAACAAAAGAUCAUUUGUAUUUUGUUGAUGCUAAAGGUGACACUGGUAUCGUGGAAGAAUGUCAGGAACAAGACUUUACGGGCAGUAAAAGUGAUAAAAUAUUGCAAAUCCAAAUCAACUCAUUGGUUAAAUCAGGCGAAGAAAAUUUGUCAGACUGCGAGGAAAUUGAUGAAUUGCUUCACGUAGACGAGGAAGAUAACACUACCUUAGAUUGUAGUAUUACUACUGAGAAGAAAAGUAGUAAUUAUGAAAGUGAGAUGGUGCUUAGGUCUGAUGAGAAAAGAAAUCUUGGAUUCAGAGAAGUAAAAAGCAAGAAACGGAAAAGCAAUGUAUGGACUUCCAAGGCAACAGAAAAUGGCGAAAACAACAAGAGGAAAAAAUCAAAAAGAAAUGCAUAAAGUGUUUGUUGAUAGCACAUUUCUUGACUAACGCAGUGACGUCGCCAGCUUUAUGAAUGAGGGGGGUUUUAUUCAUAUAUGCAUGUUUUGGUAUAUUAAGUUCUUUGAAAUCUUUUGUUUCUUAGGUGUUAAAACAUGAAUAUAUAAAUAUUGUCCCCUUCACUUAUCUAGCUGGGACGUCACUGUCAAUAACGUGUAAGAAAUCUAUUGAAUAUUAUGUAAAUUUUCCAAAUGAUCCCAGUGAAGUUAUUAUAUGCAUUUUUUGUCGAUGAAAUGAGGAAUGAAUUAAUGUACAACAAAAUUACAAAGAAUUUGAGUUGUUUAUCACUAU